GCGCAGCGAAAAUAAAUAUGUCACAAUUUAAAUAAACUUUUGAAUAUAGGACAUCGUCUUAUAACCACUACCCCAGUUCCAACCUAAAAACCCAUAUUAAACCGUGUGAAAGUCCCAGAGAGACACAUUUAACAUCCACAACCGAGCUCACUGCGCAGAGCAUCGGCUCCGCUUGUUGCCAUUGACAACUGCGGCUGGAACAGAGCCCAACGGGUUCACGUGACAAGGAACAACAAACGCGCGGCAGUUAGUGACCCAAACAACGUCUUCACCCUCUGGACGGAGACUGCAAAGGGUCUUUUAGUUCACAUGUGAUGUAGUGGCGCUACAGUUCUUCACACCAGCGGCCCGAUUGGAUGUAUGAUGCAAAGUAACGCCAGAAAGCCAGAUCCAGGGAGACCCCGACCCAGUGUCAGUUCUGGUGGUGAAACAAAACAACUCCGCAGAGUUCACAGCAGAAAGGUUCCUUACAGAGUUGGAUACAGCUGGAACAAAGGUGGAAGACUCAAGGAACUGAGAAUAAGGCACUUGGCGAGGAAGUUCCUGAAGAUAUGGAUACAGAAAACCUUUGGCCGAAUUCUUCCUCAUCAAGCCAAGUCCCACUGCAACAGCGUGGUGUUGAGACGAGCCUUUGAAGGAUGGAGGGACGAGUGGUGGGUGUCCAGGAGGGAGUGGAGUCUUACAAUGCGUGCAGAGUGUCACUACAGGUACACAAAGCUGUGUUGUACCUCCGUCAGCGGCUCACAGACAGUGCUUAUGUCUGCUGAUGAUGUAUUUUUGUGUUUCAGGUAUUAUCUGUAUAACUUGGCGUUUCGUAGCUGGCGAACAUUUAUGUCGCUGCAGAGGGAAAAGAAGAGCCAAGUCCAAAAAGCUCAAUCAUUUGCUGAUAGGCAACGGCUGCGUCUGUUUUUGGACAGAUGGGAGGUUUUCACAGAGAUGAGGCGAAUGAAGAGCAGAAUGCUUGAAUCUGCCCUUGAGCUGAACAGACUCACGACACUGCAUUCAGCGUGGAGCUUGUGGAAGAGCAGUCUGCAGCAGCGUCAAGAGUUUUAUACGUUAGAGGACCGAGCCCUGAAACAGAGGGCGUUAACGUUGCAGAGAAGGACCUGGCACCUGUGGAAAGAAACGCACACAGCAGCCUGUUGCCAGAAAGAGAAAGAAUCCAAAGCUGCACUUCACUUCAUCUUCAGACUGAAAAGAAAAACGUUACAUCGUUGGAAAAGUUAUGUGUCUUGUUUUCAAACCAAGAAAAAGUCACAAGCUGUGGCUCAGCGUGCGUACCAUCUCCACCUGGUGACGACGUGUUGGAGUAAAUGGAGCCACGCGCUGCAUCGCAAAUGGAGCGAGGAGGACCGUUUGCAGGCCGCAGGGCAUUUGGCCGUACAGAGCACCCAACGCAGAGCACUGGAGCGCUGGAAAGCUUAUGUGACGUUGUGCAGAGAAGAGGAUGAAAGAAACAGGAUUGCAAGUCAACAUCAUCAUCAUCAUCUGCUGCGUGCUGGAUUGCAAGGACUUUCUUGUAACAUCAUCUGGAACAAAACACACCGACUGAACAACAACAUGGCUGUGCAACAUUAUCAUCAAACUAUGACAAAUAAGUAUUGGAAGCUGUGGCAGGAGCGUCUGGAAGAGGCUGAAGACAAGAGCUUUCAACCCCUAAGAGAUAUGGCACUGACUUACCACAGCACAUCCCUGUUGAGCAGCUGUUUUCACCACUGGAGAGAGAAACUUGCUGAACAGAGACACGUGCAGGAACUGGAGCAUCGUGCAGACAUUUGGUUUGCUGAGCGCACGUUGCCUCGGUGUUUCGACUUGUGGGUCGAGUUUACGCUGCAGAGAAGACUCCAUAAACAAAGGCAACACAAGGCAGAAGUCUAUAAUCGGCAGCGUCAGUACACUUGGGUGUUUUACACCUGGUGGGGACAAUCAGAGAAGCACAAGGAGCAGAUGCUUUCUGAGCGGAUGGCAAUUCUACACGAGGAGCGGUGCCACUUGCGGGGAGCCUGGGAUCGCUGGAGGCGGCGGACAGAGCAGCAGAUCCACGAGGAGGAGAAAGAGACGGCUUCAGACCGUCUGUACCUGCAGAGACUGCUUCACAAGACGAUGGCACAGUGGAAGGACAACAGCACUGAGAUACGAGACAGGAGAAAUCGAGAGCAGCAGGCUUGUCGUCAGGGUGACCUGUGCUGCAUGAGAUGGGCUGUGGAAAAAUGGAAAAAGUUUAUUCAGAUGCAGCGAGUGAAGAAAAGCAGACUGAAGGAAAUUCAGAGUUACCAUGAAGCUAAACUUCUCAAACACACGUUUGUGGCCUGGAAGACGCACCACCUACAGAUGUGUCAGAUCUACCGUCAUGCUGAGGAACUUUACAGUCAACGAGAACAGAACUCUCUCAGGAAGGUUCUGUCUGUUUGGAGGGAGAACGCAGUGCUGCUGACAGAAGUCAGGCUCAUGGAGCAACGAGCACAGAACCACUUUCAGCAUCACCUUCAACUUAAGGUCUUCUGUGCUUGGAGAGAAACGGCAACACGUGCAGUGUCACAGCGCCACCAGCAGAGGGAAGCAGUUAGCCGGGCUCAGAGGUCCAUAAAUCAAGUUCGGCUGCUGUGGUCUUUCAGACAAUGGAGGAAGAAAACCAGGGCGGCUCGGAGAGAGAGGAUAUGCAUGGAAAAAGCCAGACGGCACCACGAGUCCAAGCUCCUUUCUAAAGCACUGAAAGCAUGGAAUGAGCAUCACUUGCAAUAUCAGAAAAAUAAGGUGAUGAAACGACAGGGAUUAUUUUUGCUGAGAUUAAAGAUGUACCAGACAUACUUUGAAGAGUGGAGAGUGAAGCUGCAGCACAGACGGAGAGAGGUGAAGCAGACGGAGCGAGCGCUCUGGCACUGGUCCCUCACUCUUCAGGCGAAGGUGCUGUAUGGGUGGAGGUUGUGGGUCACAGAGCAGCGCAGGAAACAAGAGCAUGUGGCCAGAGCUGCACAGGUCUACAGAGACCAGCUGCUGAGGGAGGGCGUGACUUGCAUCCUCACGUACGCCGCUCAUAUGAACGAUCUCACAACAAGUCUAACGCAGCACAGCCAAGAGCAGUCUACCUGUGUCCUGCAGAGAUCGCAACAUCUCCAGAGAGUGGUUAAGCGCUGUGCUAUGCGGUGGAAGCAGCGGGCGCUGUGUAAACCCCGAAGGGAGCAAGAGGUCAAAGGGCAACCAACGAAAAAGAGUGUAACCUUCAGUUUGACUACACCUGGUUUGAAGAGUGUUUCCCCGUCUCACUCAGCGGAGCAGGAGGCAGAAGAUGGAGUGCUUAGCAAGCUACUACUCAACCGUACGCCUCGACGUCAGCCCCGCCGCUGCGAGGAACUGUUUGAGUCUCCACUGAAAAUGAACACCCAUGAACAGUCGGCCGUCACCGGCGCUGAAGCACCUCCACACUCGCAGCUCAGUUGUCGCACAGUGUUAUCCUGCCUCCAUCCCACUAAAGUCCCUGUUACCUCCACACAUCAGAUCCCCGCCAUGUGUAAUGUGUCACCUUCUAAAUCUCACAUGUCCACUAUGGACUCUCCUCAGGAAACCCAAGACGUCCUUUUACCUCCCUCUGCUUUCAUGACCACUGGGACUGAAGAUAAGUUGGAGAAGACCAGCAGCUCAGGUUCUGGAGAUGCUCUACUUCUUCCUCCCGUUAAACAAUAUUCAACUUAUCCAGACGUGCGUCUUAGAGUGUCCGGUGAAGAAACUGUAAAGGAUGCAGCGGCGGAUCCAACUUCAGCUCUGACCAAAGAGCUGCUCAGCAUCCAGCUGGACAUGAAGACAUACCAACAAGACAGGAAGCAGCUCCGGGCUUCACAAAAAUUGAAAGAGGUAUUACAAAGUUGGUUGCAGACCAGCGGGAAGGACGAACAAAUGGAAAGAAGCGCUGUUUUUCAAGAGUUGAAGGAGUUGGAGGAGCGCAUCGGCGGACUUUCUACUGAACUGGCAAAAAGGAAACCAACGAUGCUGCUACAUGCGGAGAGGAUCCAGCAUUUACAGACUGUCCUCACAGAUCACUCUGUGUUUACGACACAACAGGAAAUAGUGCUCACACACUCCAAAAGUGAUAAAACCUGCUGAUCAUUUCUGCUGAACCUUUCACCAGCUGAUACAUGU
This is a messenger RNA of Morone saxatilis (striped sea-bass), 4134 nucleotides long. It is a transcript of the gene sfi1, whose product is annotated as SFI1 centrin binding protein. The coding region runs from base 361 to 4098 and encodes 1245 amino acids. Lineage: Eukaryota; Metazoa; Chordata; Actinopteri; Moronidae. Gene Ontology annotation, molecular function: phosphatase binding. The transcript has 30 exons. The record is from RefSeq and is a predicted model, not a curated record.